CAUAUUUUAAAUUGUUAGACACGUCCUCUCAAAAACCCUCAUAAACCCCCAAUUUGCUGCCAUGAAAACAACAUACUAAAAGCUGAUGAAAUGAAGCAUUCAACCAUUAACAUCCGUCUCAUAUUCAUUGGUUUUCGAAGAUUAAGACUUUUUUCUACAUCUGAAAAACCACCAACUAAUCCCAACUCCAACAAUGUCAUCAGCGAAUGUGAAUCAUUCUCUAAGCGGUCUAAUCGAAUCCAAUACAACAAAAUAAACAAAUACUAUCUUAGCAGAAGAUUAUUGUCUGUAUUGUCCACUGGUGAGAAACUUUCGGAUGUUUUGGAUGAGCUCUCCAGAAAUUCCAGCAAGAUUUUGAAUGAAACCCAAAUUUUUGAUUGCCUUAAGAUGUUUCGUAGCUAUGGCAAAUACCAACAUUGCCUUGAGAUACUGGAAUGGUUAGACGAAGGUAAAUUUUAUCAUACAGACCGGGAAUAUGCACUGCGCGUAAAUAUAAUAUACAAAGUUAAGGGCUUAAACGAAGCCGAAAAGUACUUUGACGGUCUUCCUCCUAACGCGAAGAAAAAAUCGACCUAUGGGGCUCUUUUAAAUUGCUACUGUUCGGAAAAUAUGACUGAUAAAGCACUUGGUCUGUUUGAAAAGAUGGACGAGAUGAACUAUGCGUCUAACGACAAUGCGUUUAGCAACCUUAUGUGUCUCUAUCUUAAAGUAGACCAUCCCGAGAAAGUGCCUCCUCUUGUAGAGGAGAUGAAGCGGAGAAACAUUCCGCUACACAGUUUCUCGUACCAAACGUGGAUUGAGAGCUAUGCACGUGUGAAUGAUCUUGAAGGCGUAGAACGAGUUAUGGGUGAGGUUCGAAAUAACGAGCAUCUUAAGAAUGACGGGAAAAUAUAUAGCUGCCACGCCUUGGUGUAUAUCAAGGUUGGUUUGCAUCGGAAAGCUGUUCUAUCGUUGAAAAAGACCGAGGAAAUUAUAGAUGGUUCGGUUAAUGUUGAUCACGCUUUAUACCGGUCUCUGAUUGCCCAUUAUGCCGAUGUUGGUGAUUCAGUGUCGGUUUCUAGAGUGUGGGACAAGCUUAAGUUAAAGUUCAAAGCUUGUAACAAUGCAAAUUACUUAGCAAUGCUUCAAGCUCUGUCCAAGCUCGACAAUCUCGAGCAUCUAAAGAUGUGCUACAAGGAGUGGAGCUCGAGGUAUAAGAUUUACGAUUCCAGGUUAUCGAGUUGCGUUAUAAAGUUUUACUUGGCAUGUGACAUGUUUGAUGAGGCUGAAAUCGUGCUAAACGAUGCUGUAGAUAGAGCCGGACAAAAAUUAUGGCCUCUUCAUGUCCCGUUUGUGGAUUACUUCUUGGAAAAACGCGAGAUUGAUUCUGCUCUGAAGCAUUUAGAAGUGGCGUUGGCUGAUCAAUGGCCUUGGCAGCGAUAUGCAGAAAAGUUCGAUCAAUUUUUCGAGUAUUUUACUGAAAAGAAGGAUGCUGAUGGUGCUGAGAAACUAUCCCAAAUGUUGCAAAAAACUUGUCCUCUGCCUCUUACUGUCCAAUUGGGUUUGCUUCAGAGUUAUGCAGCUGCCGGGAUACCAAUGCCUGCAAUGCAUCAAAGGAUGGCGCUAUGUGGAUUGUCGAAUUGAGAUCGGAACCAAGCAUGAGGAAGGUAUAAUCUGAUCGAGUUAGGAGUAGGAGGUGUUCAAAACAGACUCGAUGAUUCAAUAUUUACCUGACCUUGGAACCUAAUCUGAUUUAACCCGACUUCAAAAUGAAUUUUAAAUAAUGUAUAAUCAAUAUACACACAAGACCCGAUGUUAAACCGGCCUGAACACCUGAUCUGUAACUGACUCGAUGACUCGAAUGAACAACUCUAGUAUGAAGUAUUGACUUUUUUACCUCUAGAUUGUCCUUGGACUCCAAGUCUAGAUAUUAGAAUUCAUAAUCUUGCCAGACCCGAAGCGGAUCAAUCUAGACCCAACCUAAUGACCUAAAUUUUUGGUUUAGGAAUUAGGACUGAAGCCAGAUAUUGAUAAGUUGAUACAUAUUGACACAGAUAAAAUGUUGGGACUGCUGUAUGUGUUUAUUUACAGUUUAUACUUUUUUAGGCAUUUGUAUAAAACAUUGCUUGUUGACUAAAAGAAGUUAUAAUCUUUCCUUUGAGAUUU
Molecule: messenger RNA, 2145 nt
Organism: Amaranthus tricolor (Joseph's coat)
Lineage: Eukaryota; Viridiplantae; Streptophyta; Magnoliopsida; Caryophyllales; Amaranthaceae
Product: pentatricopeptide repeat-containing protein At4g01990, mitochondrial-like
Exons: 2
Coding region: 91-1623 (510 amino acids)
Cellular component (GO): mitochondrion
Molecular function (GO): protein binding
Source: RefSeq, a predicted model, not a curated record